AUGCUAUUUGAGGUUGGGGAACUGCUUGUAAACCAAGAGAAGUUUGUUUCCCAUUAUUGCUUUGAGGAGAUCAUCCUUUUCCAGGAGGGACUGAAUGUCAUUAAUGAUGUGUCUCAAGGGUUCAAGUCAGGAGCUGUAGGUGACCACCGGAGGGACUCUGUCAUCCCUGUCAUGGGGUGGGGGCUGCAGUUUGGGAGUGAGGGAAAGAACAGUGGAGCUAUUUCUGAACCCUCCCCUCCCCAUGCCUUCCUAGGAGUGUUUCUCAUUCCCUACCUGCUGAUGGCUGUGCUCGGGGGGGUCCCCAUCUUCUUCCUUGAGAUCUCGCUGGGGCAGUUCAUGAAGGCUGGGAGCCUCUCAGCCUGGAAUAUCGCCCCCCUCUUCAAAGGGUUGGGACUGGCGUCGCUGCUGAUCGUGUUCUACUGCAACACCUACUACGUGCUGGUGCUGUCUUGGGCCCUCUUCUACCUGGGCAGCGCUGUGGCCGGGGCAGUGGCAAGCGGCGGGGACCUGCCCUGGGCCACUUGUGGCCACUCCUGGAACAGCCCAGCCUGCCAUGAUGGGCCCCUUGGCAACAGCUCUCACAGCAACAGCUCCCAGAGCGAUGCUCCCUCCCGCUCCCCCGUGCUUGAGUUCUGGGAGAACCGGGUGCUGGGGCUCUCAGGGGUUCUGGGGGAGCCUGGGGAUAUGGAGGUGGGGUCUCUAGAAUCUCUAGAGGUCUGUGGAGAUGUGGGCAUCUCCUGAGGUUUGCCUCUGACCCCUGGCUCUUGCCCUUAGCAGGUGGUGUAUGUGACAGCGCUGCUACCCUAUGUGGUGCUGCUGGCACUGUUGGUACGCGGGGCCAUGCUGCCUGGUGCUUCCACUGGUGUCCGCUUCUACCUGCAGCCGGACUGGGCCCAGCUCGGCCGCCCCCAGGUGUGGAUUGAUGCAGGAACACAGAUCUUCUUCUCCUAUGCCAUUGGGCUUGGUGCGCUGACAGCUCUGGGCAGCUACAACCGCUUCCACAAUGACUGCUACCGGGACUCACUGCUCCUGGCUGCCAUCAACAGUGGCACCAGCUUCUUUGCUGGCUUUGUUGUCUUCUGUGUCCUUGGCUUCAUGGCUCAUGAGCAGGGCACGGAUGUGGGCACUGUUGCUGAUUCAGGCCCUGGCCUGGCCUUCAUUGCCUACCCACGGGCUGUGGCGCUGAUGCCAGUGGCACCGCUUUGGGCUGCGCUCUUCUUCAUCAUGCUGCUCAUGCUGGGCCUGGACAGUCAGUUUGUGGGUGUCGAGGGCUUCGUGACUGGCAUUCUGGAUGUGGUGCCACCAGCCUAUCAGUUCCGGUUCCAGCGCGAGGUCAUGGUUCUGCUAUGCUGCCUUGUUUGCUUCUGCAUCGACCUCUCCAUGGUCACUGAGGGCGGCAUGUACGUCUUCCAGCUCUUUGACUACUACUCAGCCAGUGGGACCACGCUCCUGUGGCAGGCCUUCUGGGAGAGCGUCAUCAUUGCCUGGGUCUAUGGUGCUGACCGGUUCCUGGAUGAUGUGUCCUGCAUGAUUGGCUACCGUCCUAGCCGCUGGAUGAAGUGGUGCUGGAUGGUGCUGACGCCCCUUGUCUGCCUGGGCAUCUUCCUGUUCCAUGCAGCAUCUUACCGGCCACUUACCUACGGCGGGCGCCACACCUAUGUCUACCCCUGGUGGGCCGAGGCUGUGGGUUGGGGCCUGACCCUCUCAUCUGUGCUCUGCCUGCCGAGUGCUGCCCUUGCCCAGCUGCUGCUCCAGCCUGGGCCCCUGCCCCAGCGCUGGCGCCGCUUGACUCAGCCUGUGUUUGGGCUCCAUCACCUGGAGUACAAGGUGCGGGGGGCCAGCGGGGGCCCCAGCCCUGUUGAAGAUGGCAACACCAAGGCUGUUGUCCUGGAGAGCAUCAUGUGAC
Gavialis gangeticus (Gharial) is the source of this 1906-nucleotide messenger RNA. RefSeq names its product sodium- and chloride-dependent creatine transporter 1-like. The record is from RefSeq and is a predicted model, not a curated record. Gene Ontology annotation, cellular component: membrane. Gene Ontology annotation, biological process: sodium ion transmembrane transport. The transcript has 13 exons. Lineage: Eukaryota; Metazoa; Chordata; Crocodylia; Gavialidae.